CGAUAUGGCCGCCACUCUGGGCAGCGGAGAGCGCUGGACCCAAGCUUACAUUGAUGCAAUUGGAAGAAACAAAUACCCAGAUGACAGACGGCCUGACAGCCAUGAUCCCUGUGGUUGCUGUAACUGCAUGAAGGCUCAAAAGGAAAAAAAGUCUGAGAAUGAGUGGAACCAGACCCGGCAGGGAGACGGGAACUCCACAUACACUGAGGAACAGCUGCGUGGGGUACAAAGAAUCAAGAAGUGCAGAAAUUACUAUGAAAUUCUGGGUGUUUCUCGCAAUGCCAGCGAGGAAGAGCUUAAGAAGGCUUACAGGAAGCUCGCCCUGAAGUUUCACCCGGACAAGAACUGCGCUCCUGGAGCAACGGACGCCUUCAAAGUAGGGGCAUAUGCAUGGAGGUCGGAGAACAACCUUUAAGAAUCAGUU
Messenger RNA from Acomys russatus (golden spiny mouse), 424 nucleotides. RefSeq names its product dnaJ homolog subfamily C member 18-like. The record is from RefSeq and is a predicted model, not a curated record. Bases 5 to 415 code for a protein of 136 amino acids. Gene Ontology annotation, biological process: cellular response to misfolded protein. Gene Ontology annotation, molecular function: Hsp70 protein binding. Lineage: Eukaryota; Metazoa; Chordata; Mammalia; Rodentia; Muridae. Gene Ontology annotation, cellular component: endoplasmic reticulum membrane. The transcript has a single exon.